Molecule: messenger RNA, 390 nt
Organism: Morchella importuna
Lineage: Eukaryota; Fungi; Ascomycota; Pezizomycetes; Pezizales; Morchellaceae
Exons: 4
Coding region: 1-390 (129 amino acids)
Biological process (GO): vesicle-mediated transport
Cellular component (GO): Golgi membrane
Source: RefSeq, a predicted model, not a curated record
AUGGACAACAUGUCGAACAUCUUCCGCCUCGUCAACCUGGGCGUCGGCGGCGUCAUGGUCUUUGGCGGCAUCUCGCAGUUCUUCCCGCUCGGCCUGCAGAGCAUCAUUAUUGGGUGCUAUGUCAUCUUGUUUGGGCUCGCGACCAUGCUCCUCGAGUUCCAGACCCCGCCGCAGCUAUCGCGAUAUGCGAGCUUCCUUUUCUCGUUCCUGGGAAGGGGUAUCUUCUACAUCUUCGUCGGGAGCAUCCUCCUCCACGACCACAUCCUCCGGGAGAUUGCGGGCUCCAUCGUCGGGCUUGUCGGGGUUGCUUAUGUCGCGCUCGAAUACGUGCCCUCCAUUGAGCCACCAGAGAACAUGCGUGAUUCCCAGUGGGACGGCGAGCAGGUUUAG